UCCAAUGUCCGUCUAGUAUUAAAAUACUUGGGUUUCUGCUACACAUUUUGAUUCAGUUGGUAUAGUGAUGUUCAGUGAACAGUUGCCAAUAUGGAGGGAAAUGAUAAUUCGACAGCUACACCUUUCGAAGAAGCUUUGAAUAAGACCGGUAAUGGUCUGUACAAUGUUAUGCUGGUGGCUGCCAACUCGGUCAUCCUGCUUGCCAUUACCAUGGAUCUAUUCGGUUUUACUCUCAUCGUCAACGUUGCCUGCGACUUGAGGCUGACUAUCGCUCAGAAGGCCAUACUCUCCUCAUUCCCCUUUAUAAGUAUUAUAGUAGUUUCCUUCGCGUGGGGCUACAUAUCAGACACACGAGGUCGCCGGACCACUCUCGUGCUGUCCCUCCCGACAGCGUUUGUCCUAUCCUGUCUGUGUAGCCUGUCUCCCAACUGGAUCGCGCUGGCUGUCCUCAAGUUCCUGUCUGUCUGUUUCUCGUGCGCAGCGAACUCAGUGACGUACACGUUGGUGGGCGAGUCCUGCAUCCAGCGACUGCGCAGCAAGUAUAUGUUGCUGAUGAGCUGCCUCCUGCUAUUAGGGCCGGCUGCGGGUGCUGUGGUCGCAUAUCCAAUCACACACUUGUCAUUCGCUGUACCAAUACCAGCCCUGGGCUUAGACUUCACGCCGUGGAGACUGCUGGUCAUCGUCAUGUCGAUCCCGAUCGGGUUGGGCGGCAUCGCCAGCUUCUUCUUCUACGAGAGUCCGAAAUUCCUGGCCAAUUGGGACAGGAACGAUGAGGCUUUGAGGGUCUUGGAGGCUAUUUAUAAGGUCAAUCAUAAGGGAUCUCUUGAUGACUUCCAGAUUAAACAAAUAAAACUAGAAGACGCUCUAACCAAAAACCGUAUGUCUCUGAUCCGCGCGAUCUAUGAGCAGAGCGCUCCUCUGUUCCGACGUCCACUGUUGGGACAGACCCUCCAGCUGUUCUACAUAGUGGGCAUCGUCUACAUCACGAACAAUACGUGCAUAGUGUGGCUGCCACAUAUAAUGGAUCUAGUCAAAGUUGCUUUAGAAAAAAAUUACGUAUCAUCAGGAAACGUAUGUGCCAUGAUCACAUCACACAGUGUAGCUAACACUACAGUGGCACGGUCUUCAGAUGAGCCAGUGAUAUGCCUCGGCUACGUUGAAGAUUCAACAGCAUUAACAAUCAUAAUUUCCCAAACCACCUUCUCCUGCUUAAACUUCGUCAUCUCCUGCUUUCCAAACCGCCGGAAAGCUGUCCUUAUCUUCAUGCUUUGCCUGUCUUCUGUCAGCGGAAUAGCCAUGAAUCUGACGCCAGAACCUAUAUCGAGUGUCGUCUUGUAUGUCAUAUUUGGAUGUACUUGUUUGUGUAUGGGAAUUAUGGCCUCCUUUUUUGUGGAUUUGUACCCUACAUCUUAUAGGGGCAUGGCGUCCUGCCUCAGCAUCCUGGUGGCUCGUACCAGCACUUUCGUCGGUAUCAACGUCGCUGGCAACCUCAUCUUCCACCAUUGCUCCCUUACUUUCUACCUCUGGUCCGUUCUCGUCUUGACAAGCGUGAUAGCUGCGUGGUUUCUACCUCCAGACAAAGCAAAAAUAAUUCCAACUAACGUUUAAGAAAUAACAAAAGUAUAGAAUUAUUAUUCUGUUUCGCAAUAAUGUAUAAUUGAUUUAUCGUUAUUUCUCUGAUUCCACAAAAUAGGCCCAACUGAUCCAGCUUAAAUAUUUUUGAUAUUUAAAUACAAAGGCUAUCAGGUUGGAAUAUAAAGUAGUAUACGAGCUUAGUCGAAAUAAUGAGAAACUAUUAAAAUGCUAAGGCGAAAAAACGUAAAACAAAUGUGUCUGUUUCAGUGUUUUUGAUAAACUUCUUGAUCAAACUAAAUAACGUCUACAAUCGCGUUCCACAAAUGCCUGCCCAACACAGUUCAUUAUUUUUUUAUAAUUAUUCUAUCUUUUAAUAAUAUAUUAUUCAUUGUUUACCAAAAUUGAUCUUAUAUAUUUUUGAAGGGAUGAUUUGUCUUUAAAAUUUAAGACUUAUCUACAAGUUUUUUCAGUUUUUUUUUUAGUAAUGUUUUUGAGUAUUCAAACAUCAGUUCAUUUAUUAUUUUUUUAAAAUAUAUUUUUUUUUUUCAAUAUUAGAAACCCGUUUUUUCUUCUAUUUUAGGAACGAUAAAUAAAAUAUUUUUUUUAAAUAAAUUAAUUGGAUUUUAAUAAUUUUAAAAUAUAUCCUAGGAAUUGGAUCUACUGGCGUUUGGUCAACAAUAACAUUUCAGAUUUUUUUUAUAAACAGUUCUUUUACAAGUAAAACUAGUACUGAGUUUACCAACACUUUAUUUACAAAUAAAACUAUGAGAUCUAAACAUUAAGAAAUAUAAAUAUAAAAAUAUUAUUAUCAACUACUUUUUACUGUUUAACUAACAUAGUAUUAUUUGUGAAUAUCGAUUUUAUUUUUCUCUACUUACAUUCCAUACGCAAAACACAUUUUUUUUCUGACAAAUGUUAUAAUUUGUAGAAUAAAAAUAUUUUUUAUUCAA
Messenger RNA from Plodia interpunctella (Indianmeal moth), 2525 nucleotides. Its product is annotated as synaptic vesicle glycoprotein 2B-like. The transcript is spliced from 10 exons. NCBI's taxonomy places the organism in Eukaryota, Metazoa, Arthropoda, Insecta, Lepidoptera, Pyralidae. Gene Ontology annotation, biological process: transmembrane transport. The record is from RefSeq and is a predicted model, not a curated record. Bases 91 to 1608 code for a protein of 505 amino acids. Gene Ontology annotation, molecular function: transmembrane transporter activity. Gene Ontology annotation, cellular component: membrane.